Molecule: messenger RNA, 4251 nt
Organism: Microtus oregoni (creeping vole)
Lineage: Eukaryota; Metazoa; Chordata; Mammalia; Rodentia; Cricetidae
Gene: Kdm4c
Product: lysine demethylase 4C
Exons: 22
Coding region: 220-3381 (1053 amino acids)
Biological process (GO): chromatin remodeling
Cellular component (GO): nucleus
Molecular function (GO): histone H3K36 demethylase activity; histone H3K9 demethylase activity
Source: RefSeq, a predicted model, not a curated record
UCGGGCACAGCCUCCUGCUCAUCCCGGAGCCGGGAGGGCGGGGAGCGGCGGAGGGAUUCCGCGGUGGCGCCCCGUGCGCGUGCGCAGCGAACAGCUGUCACCCAGUGCGGAACAAGUCUUCCAAAGAUCCCAAAAGCCUCGGGGGAGGCCGCACUUUCCUCUCUUCUGCCGGGUGGUGUCCGGGCCUCCGCCCGCGGCGCAGAGACAUCUGUAGCCAUCAUGGAGGUGGUGGAGGUGGAGAGUCCUCUGAAUCCCAGCUGUAAGAUAAUGACUUUCAGACCUUCCAUGGAGGAGUUCCGGGAGUUCAACAAAUACCUCGCAUACAUGGAGUCUAAAGGAGCUCACCGAGCAGGUCUUGCGAAGGUGAUUCCUCCUAAGGAGUGGAAGCCAAGGCAAUGCUAUGAUGAUAUUGAUAAUUUGCUUAUCCCAGCACCAAUUCAGCAGAUGGUCACAGGGCAGUCGGGACUGUUUACUCAAUACAACAUCCAGAAAAAAGCCAUGACUGUGAAGGAGUUCAGGCAGCUGGCUAACAGUAGCAAAUACUGUACUCCAAGGUACUUGGAUUAUGAAGAUUUGGAACGCAAGUACUGGAAAAACUUAACUUUUGUGGCACCUAUUUAUGGAGCAGAUAUUAAUGGAAGCAUAUAUGAUGAGGGUGUGGAUGAAUGGAAUAUAGCUCGCCUAAAUACGGUCUUGGAUGUGGUUGAAGAAGAGUGCGGUAUUUCUAUUGAGGGUGUAAAUACCCCCUAUCUCUAUUUUGGAAUGUGGAAAACAACAUUUGCAUGGCACACGGAGGACAUGGAUCUCUACAGUAUUAAUUAUCUACAUUUUGGGGAGCCCAAAUCUUGGUAUGCUAUUCCUCCGGAGCAUGGAAAACGACUGGAAAGAUUAGCCCAAGGCUUUUUCCCCAGCAGCUCCCAAGGCUGUGAUGCAUUUCUCCGUCACAAGAUGACACUGAUUUCUCCCUCAGUUCUGAAGAAGUAUGGCAUUCCUUUUGACAAGAUCACCCAGGAGGCUGGAGAGUUUAUGAUCACUUUUCCUUAUGGAUAUCAUGCUGGUUUUAAUCAUGGUUUCAAUUGUGCUGAGUCUACAAAUUUUGCUACUGUCAGAUGGAUUGAUUAUGGGAAAGUUGCUAAAUUGUGCACUUGCCGGAAUGACAUGGUGAAAAUAUCAAUGGAUAUAUUUGUAAAGAAAUUUCAGCCAGACAGAUACCAAAUUUGGAAACAAGGAAAGGAUAUUUAUACUAUUGACCAUACAAAACCUACUCCAGAGUCUACCCCUGAAGUAAAAAUAUGGCUACAGAGGAAGAAAAAAUUAAAAAAAGCAUCCAGGAGCCUCCAGGGUAACAAGUUGCUCUCUAAAAGGCCUAAAUCUGAGGAGGAUGAGGAAUUUGUUGAAUCUAAUGGGGAGGAGGUUUCAAACCGUGCCAUAUGUCCAGGGCACCUAAAAGUCACUGAAAAGCCAGGAAAACCAUCUAAGCAGGGUGACACAGAAGCACCUUCAGAGGGAGAAGCUUCUGAUGCCAGGAUACAGGCAGAUCAGAAGUUAUUGAAUGACACCAAACUCUCAGGUAAAAGCUGUGUAAAUUCACCUGUAACAAAUAAAAUACAUAAGGAUGACGCAGCUGUUGCUAUAGCUUCACCAUCUGUGUCCAAGGAAGACUGCAACUUCAUGGCAUUUUCUAGUAGCCAGGUAACAGGCAAGGAAUCACAUCUCUUUACAAUUCUACGGCCGGAGUCUCCCAAGUUGUCUUCCUCCCUUGCAGAAAGUAAAAGAGUAUUGACGGAGGAAGAAGACAAUGAUGAAGAUGGCCUCAGAAGUAACCUUGAACCUGGGGAAAUCCCAGAAGCUCUUAGUGAAGAGGGAAAUGAGCUCAAAAUUCCCAAGAUAAUAGAAGGACAGCCCAAAACUACUAAGAGUUGGCGCCAUCCACUUGGUAAGCCUCCAGCCAGAUCCCCAAUGACUGUUGUGAAGCAGCAAGUAGUGAGUGAUGAAGAGUCACCUGAAAUUCUAACCAUUGACGAAGAAGUGGAAGAAACAGAGUCUUGGGCAAAGCCUCUCAUCCACCUUUGGCAGACAAAGUCUCCCAACUUUUUGGCUGAACAGGAGUAUAAUGCAGCUGUGGCAAAAAUAGAACCACACUGUGCAAUUUGCACUCUGCUCAUGCCAUACUACAAGCCUGAGAGCAGCAAAGAAGAAAAUGAUUCUAGAUGGGAGACAACAGUAAAUGAAGUGGUUAAAUCUGGAAGAAAGACUAAACCCAUUAUUCCAGAGAUGUGUUUUAUUUAUAGUGAAGAAAAUAUAGAAUAUUCCCCCCCAAAUGCCUUCCUUGAAGAGGAUGGAACAAGCCUUCUGAUUUCCUGUGCCAAGUGCUUUGUGCGGGUUCAUGCAAGUUGUUAUGGUGUUCCUUCUCGUGAUAUCUGUGAUGGAUGGCUAUGUGCCCGGUGCAAAAGAAAUGCAUGGACUGCAGAAUGUUGUCUCUGCAAUUUGAGAGGAGGUGCUCUUAAGCAAACUAAAAACAAUAAGUGGGCCCAUGUCAUAUGUGCUGUUGCAGUUCCAGAAGUUCGAUUUACUAAUGUCCCAGAAAGGACACAAAUAGAUGUAGGCAGAAUACCUUUACAAAGGCUAAAAUUGAAAUGCAUCUUCUGUAGACACCGGGUUAAGAAGGUUUCUGGAGCCUGCAUUCAGUGUUCCUAUGGCCGCUGCCCAGCUUCAUUCCAUGUCACAUGUGCCCAUGCUGCUGGGGUUCUCAUGGAGCCUGAUGACUGGCCUUACGUGGUAAACAUCACGUGCUUCAGACAUAGAGUCAACUCAAAUGUGAAGUCCAAAACUAGUGAGAAAGCCAUCUCUGUAGGCCAGACAGUCAUCACAAAGCAUCGGAACACUCGGUACUACAGCUGUAGAGUGAUAGAUGUGACAUCUCAGACCUUCUAUGAGGUCAUGUUUGAUGAUGGCUCCUUCAGCAGAGACACAUUUCCUGAGGACAUUGUGAGUAGAAACUGUGUGAAGCUGGGUCCUCCUGCUGAGGGAGAAGUCAUCCAAGUCAAGUGGCCUGAUGGUAAACUCUAUGGGGCAAAGUAUCUUGGAUCAAAUGUUGCCUAUAUGUAUCAGGUUGAAUUUGAAGAUGGAUCCCAGAUAGCAAUGAAGAGAGAAGACAUAUACACUUUAGAUGAAGAGUUACCCAAAAGGGUAAAGGCUCGCUUUUCCACAGCCUCUGACAUGCGAUUCGAAGACACGUUUUAUGGGACAGAUGUAAUCCAAGGUGAGAGAAAGAGGCAAAGAGUGCUGAGCUCCAGACUUAAGAAUGAGUAUGUGGAUGACCCUGUAUAUCGCACUUUCCUGAAGAGUUCUUUCCAGAAGAAGUGUCAGAAGAGACAGUAGUUGAUAAAUUACUGCAGCAGAGAGAGCUCAGAGCAGCUCAGACCUGAAGAGGGAAGACAGAGGGACACUCUUGGGUAUGCACUGAGACGGGUGACUGGGUGUUUCUCUGGCAUUAGUAAUAGAUAAUAAGGCUUCCAGAGUUUUGGUUGCCAAACAACAAGGAAGAAAUUGAUUCUGUAUCUGAUCACUCCCUCAGACAUAUAUUUGACCCCAAAGAAUAUUCUUAAAUGAAAGGAAAUAACAGUGAAUGGCCUACUAGAUAGAAUUCAUGCCAGAGAAGAGGGGUUACCUCUCUGUGGCUCAGGUCCCUCCUCAGGGAACAUAUAUGGAGGCUCCUCUUCCCCAGCUCCUUUUAGUGGAAGCCUCAUCACCCAAGAGGGAGGGUGAUAAUUUAUGUGUUUUCCACAGUCAGGGAAAGACUCUCAUAUUUGUUUUAAGUGGCCGUUUUUAUAAAGCAUUUUUAAAACACAAAUGGCAAGAAUGGUAAUGGGAUUUACCUAUGUGCUAUCUGUAUUCCCCUGUACAGAAUGUUUCCAUUUUUUAUAUUAUUACUUUUGAUUGUGUCUGAAAACUGAGUUGGCCUUUGUAAGAGGAAAAUUUUUGCUCUUGAAGAGGAAUUCAUAUGAAGUCUAUGGGAAUUUUAUAUAUUUACAGAGGAAAAAUCUGAGUAUGAUAUUUUGAACACUUCACAAUUCCUGUUCUGAAUAGAUAUUUAUAAAAUAUAUAUUUCUCUCAUUAUGUGUUUGUAAAAUUUAGAAUUUAAAUAAAUAUACUUAAAUGCAUAGUUUUGAACUAAUGUAAUAUGAUUUUUCUUUGCAAAACAGCCUGGAAAUGUACUAGUAUUUAAAAAUUAAAAUCUGUUUUCUCCUG